Molecule: messenger RNA, 4004 nt
Organism: Sarcophilus harrisii (Tasmanian devil)
Lineage: Eukaryota; Metazoa; Chordata; Mammalia; Dasyuromorphia; Dasyuridae
Gene: MAGT1
Product: magnesium transporter 1
Exons: 10
Coding region: 141-1157 (338 amino acids)
Cellular component (GO): oligosaccharyltransferase complex
Source: RefSeq, a predicted model, not a curated record
CGUCUUUUGUGAUCUACACCAAUGAACGAACGCGCCCGGGUGGGCCGUUUCCUACUCCCCGCCCCUGCCAUCCCCGGCUAAGGAAAGUUUGUCUCCGGCGGGCUGGGGCCGAGAGAGGAGCGGAGCGGAGCGGAGCAGCCAUGGCUGUCGGUUGGCGGGUCUGGUGCGUGCCGGCGGUGGCGGCGCUGGCGCUGGCGCUGCUCUUCGUGGCUUGCCGCUUCCCCUCUGCCUCUGCCUUCCGCAGAAAGGAGAUGGUGUUAUCAGAAAAGGUUAGUCAGCUGAUGGACUGGGCCAGCAAGAGAGCAGUGAUAAGAAUGAAUGGGGAUAAAUUCCGUCGUUUUGUCAAGGGAUCACCAAAGAACUACUCAGUGAUUGUGAUGUUCACAGCUCUUGAGCCUCAUCGACAGUGUCUGGUUUGCCGACAAGCUGAUGAAGAGUUCCAUAUUUUGGCCAACUCCUGGAGAUAUUCCAAUGCAUUUACCAACAAGAUAUUUUUUGCUAUGGUAGAUUUCGAUGAUGGGUCUGAUGUGUUUCAGAUGCUAAAUAUGAAUUCGGCUCCAACUUUCAUGAACUUCCCUGCCAAAGGAAAGCCAAAACAGAGUGAUACAUAUGAGUUACAAGUUCGGGGAUUUUCAGCUGAACAGAUUGCCCGGUGGAUAGCUGAUAGAACCGAUGUCAAUAUUCGAAUAAUUAGGCCUGCAAAUUAUGCUGGCCCUCUUAUGUUAGGAUUGCUUUUGGCUGUUAUUGGUGGCCUUGUUUAUCUUCGAAGAAGUAAUCUAGAUUUUCUUUUUAACAAAACUGGAUGGGCUUUUGCAGCUUUGUGUUUUGUACUUGCCAUGACCUCUGGACAGAUGUGGAAUCACAUAAGAGGACCACCGUAUGCUCAUAAGAAUCCCCAUACAGGACAGGUGAAUUACAUACAUGGAAGCAGCCAGGCCCAGUUUGUAGCUGAAACACACAUCGUCCUUCUGUUUAAUGGUGCUGUUACUCUGGGGAUAGUGCUUUUGUGUGAAGCCAUCACAUCUCACAUGGAUAUCGGAAAGAGAAAGCUAAUGUGUGCCGUUGGCAUUGUGCUGGUCGUGGUGUUUUUCAGUUGGAUGCUCUCUGUCUUCAAGUCUAAAUACCAUGGCUAUCCCUACAGUUUCCUGAUGAAUUAAAAAGAAGCAAAUCAACGCUGGAACAUUAAAGCUUAGACACUGUAUAUAUUGUGUUGGAACAGUGCAAAAUGUGUAUGGUUCAUAUUACCUCUCUUGAAAAGGAUUGAGAUUGUGUUAAAAAAUUGAACCAAAGAGUGAUGUGUAGUGCCUUAAUGUUAACAAGCAGUUUGCUUUAAAAGUCCAUGCAGUGUUAGGACAAAUCUCCCUUCUGUUGUUAACCUCCCCAUCCCAGUGAGCUUUACAAAACAUUUAACCUCGUGGAAUUCAGAAUUUUUUAGACAGAGUAUGUUUUGGGAAUAAAAGAAAAUCUUGUAGUAGCACUACUUCAGUCUAAUUUGAGGAAUUCCUUUUUGUUAAUUUUUAGUCACCUGAUAAAAUAUUUUUCUACUCCAGUGUGAAGAGAUAUCUUGAUCAAUCUUUAUCUAUCCAGCAAUUUCAGAUAACUAUAAUAAACAUCCACUACCCAUUUUCCCUUUUUCUUCCCAUGAAAUUGAGGCUUUGCACAUCUGUCUUUUAGGUUGAGAAAGCAGAUGUGCUGUAUUGCCUCCUAAAAACAGAAAACACUCCCCAUGUGUACAGACCAAGGCUCCCUAAUGGAUAUUUUGCUUAGGUCUUUUCUCCUGAAGCACAUUGCUAUGUAGCUUUAGAUGUGAAAGUGUCACAUAAAAAAGUCGUAUCUGUGGGUGCUAAUAAUCAGUCUUAAACUUAGAGCUUUCAGGUCAAUUCCUUUUCCCUAUUUUUCUUUUAUAUGAGAAAGCUCAUUUAAAACACGUCAGCUUAGUAACAAAUUAGUCCCACUUCCUAAUUUCCAAAAAAUUUAUCCUAAUUUGAAAUUACUUUGGGAAUCACCAUAGUAGCUCACUCACAGAGUGAACCUAAACAUUUUCUGAUUAGGAAAAUUUCCUUCAGGUUUAUCUACUUUAAGACAAAGAAUUUGGAAGGUGAUUAAAUAAAGUGAUAAUUAUGAGGACUUCUGGAAAACCACAUGAUGGGUAAUUUGUAUGUGACAGAUAGUACAAUGAAUGAAUGUUUAAUUAUAUGAUGAAUUUUUUUUCACUUCAGUUACAUUUACUAAUUGAUGCUAAGCAUGAUGCCUAGUGACUGUCAAUUAUCCAAUGGUUGGGGUGAACAGGUGGUCAGGCCCUACUGUGCUAGUUAUUUAAUGUAGACUAACUAAUUGGGUUAAAACAAAUUUUUUCUGUUUAAAAAAAAAAAAAAAGCUCCUGUUCAUGGGCCACAUAUUGGACAUCUAGUUCACCUUGGUUGCUGCCUCUGAAUGUAAAUUAAGUCCCUUGAAAACCUGUGAUUUUUCUAUUUUCUCCCUUCUCCUCCUUCCCCUUGAGGGCCAGGACAGUUGACUUUUUCUGUUCAUAUCCCCAGUACCUUACAUGGAGUUGGUGUUUAAGAGAAGUUGAUUGAAAUAAAUUGAAAUUUUUUCUUCCCAACCUCUUUAAAAAGAGCAAGAUGAAAAUUCAGUAUGUUUUCAACCUUGGCAUUCUUCAGUGAUUGAAAAUAAUACGGAAAAGUUUACAAAUGAAUUGUUGUAACUCAAAUGAUUCUGCUCCCUAUUUAAGUUUCCUCUGUGGUCACUAACUUUCUGUGAGAAUUUAACUUAUUAUUUACCAUUAGGUCAAAAUACACAUUCUCUAAAGCAAAUACAGUGAUGGUGAGAGAGAGGGAUAUGGAUAAAUGUGCUAGACUGAAAGUAAAUUCCUGCCUUUUUUUUUUUGUUUGUUUAAAGCUGUGACUAUUGACAUAUAGAAUAUGUAAGUGAGGCCAUAAGUGAUCACUGUUUAGAAAGGGCCUCCAGACCCCAAAAGAAAGGUAGCUUUUAAAAGCCAUCGUUUAAGGGGAAUGGUUGACGUUGGUAUUCUUCAAUGUAACUGUAUCUUAUUUGUUAGUUUAUUGGGAACCUCACUUUUAUGCAUCCUCUUGGGUCUUCCUCAGCUAUUACUCAUGAUGGACCCACUGAAUUUAUGCUCUGAUUCCUAAUAGUGAAAUUGGGUGAAGCUGUCUGGCCCCAGAAAAUUGUUAGAACCUUAUUUGUACAGAAAGGUUGCGUGUCCUGGAGGUUGAACUAGUAUGUGGAGAAAAGAGAGACUGAUGUAUUCAAAAUUGAGCAUUUCUUUUAUUUGGAUUUUGAAAGUGACUUCUUUCUAAAGUGCCUUAAUUGGAUUUAACUGUUUUACAAUCUUAUUUGCAGACUUUUAAUGAUUUUUAGUUUUUGAACCAGGAGUAGGCAAUUGUAGAAGAGACUUUUAAAACUAAUUCCAAUUUUGAAAUUCUGAUGAUUUUACAAUUUGCAACCCAAACUACAAUAAAACCGGAGUUUCCGAUAUCUUGAUCAUCUUUAAGUAUAUCGUGUGCACAUAAGACUGAAAAAUUAAUCUUUUUUUAAUUUUUAUAGCCUAUUGGAUUAAACAGAAUAUUUGAGAAGGUCAAUGAAUAGAUAUUUAAAUGUUUUAGGUUUUGUCCUGUUCAAGUAAAUAUUCUUUGUUGGGUCUAUUCUGAAAAAGUCAAGAAUUUAAAAAAUUACAUAGACAGCUUGAGUAAAACAACUUUCUCUUAUGCUCAGUCAGCCCUAUAUAGGGUCUUUUGCUUCAUGACUGCUUCACUCUAUUCUGCUUUGGAGGUCCCACUAUAGAUAAUUGGAACUUGCAGUUCUGCCCUCUGCAUUCCAAGAUCAUUGUGGAUAGGUGAUCUCCCGUUAAAAGGUUAUAAUUAGCAGACUUUUAAAAGUCAAUACUCAUAGAAACAGUUCCAGUGAUAGUUGUCUGUGAAUGUGAAUCUAUAUGAAUAUACAACUACAUAUUCAUUAUUGUUGUUAUUACUAUUAUUGCCAUUAUA